UGGCUCCUCCCUUUCAGGUGCUGUGUACGUGUAAAGAGUACAAUCGCUACAGUAGCUACAUCAAGUCAGUUCAGUUGCUGUGGGAGAAGCAGUGCUGUGCCCAGCAGAAAAUGCUUUUGAAGCAGUUCCUAGUCUUGCAGCAGCAAGGGGAGGUUCCGUCCCACAUCUCACUGACGGAUAUUAGAGAUUGGCUCAUUGCCAAGGGUAGAAACUACUUCAAGAACACGUUUCAGAGUGAAAUGGAAGAGGGGAAGAACCUUCACUUGGCCGAACUGGCUUGGGAUGUGAAACGACGCCUCAGGCUUAAGGAGCUGGAAAGAGAAGUGUGCAGGGAGCUGCGCCUGGAGCGCCGAAUCCGCUGGUCGGUGAUUGGACAGCCUGGUAGCCAGAUGGGAGAUUGGAGACCCCUCGGCAUGGAGACACACACACCUCUGGGAAUGGACUCUCCCUUCAGACACUCCACCUCCUCGAUGGACACUCUUUCCAGUCAGAUCUCGACUGAGAACCUCGAGGUUGCUAGGCUACAUACUGCCAGACCACAUAUUGCCAGACCACAAACUACCAGACCACGUUCUGCCAGACCACCAUCUGAAAGACCUAGCAGUGACUCUGAUCACUCUGGAACUAUGUCUUCUGUGAUGACCUGCUCACCACAUUCAGCUAGCCCGUCAGUGGUAGGUCAUUUUGGUCAUGAACAUGUUCCCAGCUUUCACUCUUUGGGGGCUGUAGACAUAUUACUGCUUCCCUGUCUCCCAUCUACUGGGAAAUCCAUAUCCAAGUACUGUGGCAAGAAAAAGUAUGUGAACCCUUUGGAAUUACCUGGACUUCUGCGUAAAUUGGUCAUAAAAUGUUAUCUGAUCUUCAUCUAAGUCACAACAAUAGACAAACAAUGAUACUUUUUCAUGUCUUUAUUGAACACACGGUGUAAUCAUUCACAGUGCAGGGUCGAAAAAGUACACUCAGCAAAAAAAGAAACUUCCCUUUUUCAGGACCCUGUCUUUCAAAGAUAAUUCAUAUAAAUCCAAAUAACUUCACAGAUCUUCAUUUUAAAGGGUAUAAACACUGUUUCCCAUUAAUGAACAUGCAUCUGUGGAACGGUCGUUAAGACACUAACAGCUUACGGAUGAUAGGCAAUUAAGGUCACAGUUAUGAAACUAAAGAGGCCUUUAUACUAACCUUUCUACUAACACCAAAAGAAAGAUGCCCAGGGUUUCUGCUCAUCUGCGUGAACGUGCCUUCGGCAUGCUGCAAGGAAGCAUGAGGACCGCAGAUGUGGCCAGGGCAAUAAAUUGCAAUGUCCAUACUGUGAGACGCCUAAGACAGCGCUACAGGGAGACAGGACGGACAGCUGAUUGUCCUCGCAGUGGCAGACCUUGUGUAACAACACCUGCACAGGAUUGGUACAUCCGAACAUCACACCUGCGGGACAGGUACAGGAUGGCAACAACAGCUGCCCGAGUUACACCAGGAACGCACAAUCCCUCCAUCAGUGCUCAGUUUGUCCGCAAUAGGCUGAGAGAGGCUGGACUGAGGGCUUGUAGGCCUGUUGUAAGGAAACCGGGAACAAAAUCGCCAAUGGGCACAAACCCACCAUCGCUGGACCAGACAGGACUGUCAAAAAGUGCUCUUCACUGACGAGUCAUGGUUUUGUUUCACCAGGGGUGAUGGUCGGAUUCGCGUUUAUCGUUGAAGGAAUGAGCGUUACACCGAGGCCUGUACUCUGGAGCGGUAUCGAUUUGGAGGUGGAGGGUUCGUCAUGGUCUUGGGCGAUGUGUCACAGCAUCAUCGGACUGAGCUUGUUGUCAUUGCAGGCGGUCUCAACACUGUGCGUUACAGGGAAGACAACCUCCUCCCUCAUGUGGUAUCCUCCUGCAGGCUCAUCCUGACAUGACCCUUCAGCAUGACAAUGCCACCAGCCAUACUGCUUGUUCUGUGCAUGAUUUCCUGCAAGACAGGAAUGUCCGUGUUCUGCCAUGGCCAGCGAAGAGCCCGUAUCUCAAUCCCAUUGAGAACGUCUGGGACCUAUUGGAUCGGAGGGUGAGGGCUAGGGCCGCCGGCCCCCCCCCCCCCUCAGAAAUAUCUGGGAACUUGCAGGUGCCUUGUUGGAAGAGUGGGGUAACAUCUCACAUCAAGAACUGGAAAAUACUUUUGAUUUUGAACCCCCUUUUUGUUCAGGGACACAUUAUUCCAUUUCUGUUAGCCACAUGUUCAGUUGAUCCUGUUUGGGAUAGGGGGCAGUAUUUUCACAUUCGGAUGAAAAGUGUGCCUAGAGUAAACUGCCUGCUACUCAGGCCCAGAAGCUAAUAUAUGCAUAGUAUAGAUCGUAGAUUUGGAUAGAAAACACUCUGACGUUUCUAAAACUGUUUGAAUGAUGUCUGUGAGUAUAACAGAACUCAUAUGGCAGGCGAAAACCUUAGAAUAAUCCAACCAGGAAGUGGGAAAGCUGAGGUUUGUAGUUUUUCAACUCAUUGCCUUUCUACUAUUCAAUGUAAAUGGGGUCAUAUUGCACUUACUAAGGCUUCCACUAGAUGUCAACAGUCUUUAGAACCAUGUUUCAGGCUUCUACUAUGAAGGGGGAGCGACUAAGAGCUGUUUGACUAAGUGUUCUGGCAGAAGGCCAUGAGCUAAGUCAUGCACGCGGCCGUGAGAGCGAGCUGCGUUCCUUUUCAUUUCUGAAGACAAAGGAAUUGUCCGGUUGAAACAUUAUUGAAAAUUUAUGAUAAAAACAUCCUAAAGAUUGAUUCUGUACAUCGUUUGGCAUGAUUCUACGAACUGUAAUAGAACUGUUUUGACUUUUCGUCUGGACUUUCAUCUGGACUUGACCGCGCCUUGUGAAUUUCGAUUGGUGAACUAAACUCGCUAACAAAAAAGGAGGUAUUUGGACAUAAAGAUGAACUUUAUCGAACAAAACAAACAAUUAUUGUGGAACUGGGAUUCCUGGGAGUGCAUUCAGAUGAAGAUCAUCAAAGGUAAGUGAAUAUUUAUAACGCUAUUUCUGACUUUUACUGUCUCCACAACAUGGGUAUCUGUAUGGCUUGUUUUUGUGUCUGAGCGCUGUACUCAGAUUAUUGCAUGGUGUGCUUCUUCCGUAAAGCUUUUUUGAAAUCUGACACAGCGGUUGCAUUAAGGAGAAGUAUAUAUUUAAUUCUGUGCAUAACACUUGUAUCUUUUAUCAAAGUUUAUGAUGAGUAUUUCUGUAAAUUGAUGUGGCUCUCUGCAAAUUCGCCGAAUGUUUUCGAGGCACAACAUUAUUGAACAUAACGCGCCAAUGUAAACUGAGAUUUUUGGAUAUAAAUAUGAACUUUAUCGAACAAAACAUACAUGUAUUGUGUAACAUGAAGUCCUAUGAGUGCCAUCUGAUGAAGAUCAUCAAAGGUUAGUGAUGAAUUUGAUCUCUAUUUCUGCUUUUUGUGACUCCUCUCUUUGGCUGGAAAAUGGCUGUAUGUUUUUCUGUGACUUGGCGCUGACCUAACAUAAUCAUAUGGUGUGCUUUCGAUGUAAAGCCUUUUUGAAAUCGGACACGAUGGGUAGAUUAACAAGAAGUUAAGCUUUAAUUUGGUGUUUUGCACUUGUGAAUGUAUGAAAGUUAAAUAUUUCAAAAAAAUAUUUUUGAAUUUCGCGCUCUGCCAUUUCAGCGGAUGUUGUCGAGGGGUUCCCCUAACCUUAAGAAGAUGUCUCAGUUGUUCAAUCUUGUAUGUUCAUACAAUUAUUUGCACAUGUUAAGUUUGCUGAUAAUAAACACAGUUGACAGUGAGAGGAUGUUUCUUUUUUUGCUGAGUUUAUGUGAACCCUUGGUUUUAAUAAAUGGUUUACCCUACUUUGGCAGCAAUAACCUCAACGUUUUCUGUAGUUGCAGAUCAGACCUGAGCAACGGUCAGGAGGAAUUUUAUACCAUUCCUCUUUACAAAACUGUUUCCGUCUCUUGAGGCCCUGCCACAGACUCUCAAUCGGGUUGAUGUCCCCUACUCUGACUGGGCCACUCCAGAAGGCAUAUUUUCUUCUGUUGCAGCCAUUCUGUUGUUGAUUUACUUCGGUGUUUUGGGUCGUUGUCCUGUUGCAUCACCCAACUUCUGUUGAGCUUCAAUUGGCGAACAGCCUUACAUUCUCCUGCAAAAUGUCUUGAUAAACUUGGCAAAUCAUUUUUCCAUCGAUGAUAGCUCGCUGUCCAGACCCUGAGGCAGCAAAGCAGCUCCAAACCAUGAUACCAUGCUCCCUUAACCAUACUUUACAGUUGGGAUGAGGUUUUGAUAUUGUUGUGUGUUCCUUUCAAACAACUGAACUUUAGUUUCAUCUCUCCACAGAAUCUGGAACAUCCAGAUGCUCUUUUGCGAACUUCAAACGUGCAGCAAUGUUUUUAUUUGGACAGUCGUGGCUUCUUCCGUGGUGUCCUCCCAUGAACACCAUUCUUGUUUAUUGUUUUACGUAUCGUAGACCUGUCAACAGAGAUGUUAGGAUGUUCCAGAGAUUUCUUUAAGUCUUCAGCUAACACUCUAAGAUUCUUCUUAACCUCAUUGAGCAUUCUGCGCUGUGCCCUUGCAGUCAUCUUUGCAGGACGGCCACUCCUAGGGAGAGUAGCGACAGUGCUGAACUUUCUCCAUUUAUAUACAAUUUGUCUAACCGUGGAGUGAUGAACAUCAAGGCUUUUAGAUAUACUUUUGUAACCCUUUCCAGAUUUAUGCAAGUCAACAAAUCUUAAUCUUGGGUUUUCUGAGAUCUAUUUUGUUUGAGGCAUGGUUCACAUCAGGCAAUGCUUCUUGUGAAUCGCAAACUCAAAUUUUGUGAGUUGUUUUAGGGCAGACAGCUCUAACCAACAUCUCCAAUCUCGUCUCAAUGAUUGUACUCCAGGUUAGCUAACUCCAAUUAGCUUUUGGAGAAGUCAUUAGCCUAGGGGUUCAAAUACUUUUUUCAACUUACUCUGUGAAUGUUUAAAUGAUGUAUUCAGUAAAG
Molecule: messenger RNA, 4947 nt
Organism: Oncorhynchus masou masou (cherry salmon)
Lineage: Eukaryota; Metazoa; Chordata; Actinopteri; Salmoniformes; Salmonidae
Exons: 4
Coding region: 111-869 (252 amino acids)
Source: RefSeq, a predicted model, not a curated record